AUGACGAGAGGCCCUUACUACGACAAAAAUGGAACAAAGAGAGGUGCGUGGAGCAAGGAGGAGGAUGAAAGGCUAAGAGCAUAUGUUGAGAGAUACGGCCACAGUAAUUGGCGUCAGCUCCCCAAACAAGCAGGUUUAUCAAGGUGCGGAAAGAGUUGCAGACUUCGAUGGCUAAAUUACCUGCGCCCGCAUGUAAAGCGGGGGAAUUACACCCGAGAAGAAGACGAAAUCAUCAUCAAAUUACAUGAACUACAUGGAAAUAAAUGGUCUUUGAUUGCCGGAAGUUUACCAGGGAGAAGUGACAACGAGGUUAAGAACCAUUGGCAUAGCCACUUAAAGAAGCAGUUGGAGAACAAUCGCGGGGGAAAAUCUGAGUUGAAAAUGAAACCUAGUGGUACUUGUGGGGGAGAAACUACAAAGCAUUUUGAGCCUGAAAACCCUUUGCUUGGUUUUGGUGCUGCUUCUUCCGGCAAUAUUAUCUCAGAAAGCUCAUCAUCAUCCAGCUACAAUUCAUUUUCAACCUUUGACUUCGGAGAAGAAAAUGUUGCUAAUGCUGCAUGGGGAACAUUUGAAGAGUUCGGAGAUUUUUGGACCCAACCAUUUGUCCCAGAAAAUAUAUAUGAGCAGGAUAGCUAUUAUAUUCUGAACCACGCAGCAAAUGAAGCAGACGUGGAUGUGUAUUCUUCAUACCUCUUCGAUAAUGCUGAGUUUUUGUACCAAGUGAUGCAAGAAUUUCCGGAAGAUGCUACGAAGGAUAUAUGA
Molecule: messenger RNA, 762 nt
Organism: Neltuma alba
Lineage: Eukaryota; Viridiplantae; Streptophyta; Magnoliopsida; Fabales; Fabaceae
Product: transcription factor MYB8-like
Exons: 3
Coding region: 1-762 (253 amino acids)
Source: RefSeq, a predicted model, not a curated record